AUUUUACGACGUUGAGGUCAUCUGUGCGUUUUACAAUCAACUAUGACAGUCUUUGUGCCUAGUGUCAUUAUUCCCAGAUACUUAAAUUUUUAAACAUUUUAAAAUGAUGUGUUACUUAAAAUUAUGUUCCGCCGUUGUUGCUUAUGUUUAUCUCGUGUUAUACCCAUGUAAUUUAGUUAUGUCUACAUUUAAUUCUAAGCCUACUUCCUUGGUAGCCUGUAGGAGAGUUUCUGAAUUCUUGGUUAUGGUACCCACCCCAUCCCCCAGCAGAUUGACAUCAUCAGCAUAGGUAUCAUUAAGAGUGUUACCACCAGUUUCAAGCAUGUUCAAGUUCAACUUCUCUAAUCCUGAUGAAGAAACAAAAACAAAUGGGAAUGAUGUUUCAGAAGUCACUACAAAUGACAGUAAGGAUUCCUGCACAGAAACACUGCAGUGGCUGCCCGCAAAUGAAAUACUUCCAUCUUCCGAACAGAAUUUGCAACUGUCUGUCUGUAUAUAUCCAUGUGGGAAGUACAAACUUAAGCAUGUUCCAUUUGAGGAAGCCAUCAAGCAUCUGUCUGGCAUCAAUGGAGAGGAGUUCAUUGCAGAAGCUGAAGCCCUUCACUUAGAUCUUCUUCCAGGGAAGUAUGAAGGAGGUCUGAAGAUCUGGGAGUGUACCAGAGACUUAGCAGACUUCCUGAUGCGUGAGGGCAUCGAUUUCACUGGCAAGCAGAUUCUGGACCUUGGCUGUGGAACUGGACUGCUGGGAAUAUUGGCCAUGUAUCUUGGGGCAAAGUCUGUUCAUUUUCAGGAUUACGUGAGUGAAAAUGGAUCGGUCAUCAGGGCCGUUACAAUACCCAAUGUGAAAAUGAACACAUCAGAGUUGCAGAAGGAUGGAACAGUGUCUUCUAGCAGGUUCUUUGCAGGAGACUGGAAAGAUUUUGCAGACUUGAUGAGCGCAGAACUUUCUGAAAAUAAGAACAGAUAUGACUUCAUUCUGACUUCUGAAACAAUCUACAACCCCAACAACCAGAGAAAACUUCUAGCUAUCUUCAAAGAGUGCCUCAAGCCAGGGGGAGUCAUAUACCUGGCAGUGAAGGUGCAUUACUUUGGAGUUGGGGGUGGCAUCAGACAGUUUCAGAAUUUGCUGGCCAACGAUUCCUCAUUCCAAACCAAUGUUUGUUGGACAUGUUCUCAAGGUUGUAUAAAUGCACUGCAUUCAGAGGGAGAUCUUAAAAAUAAGAUUUUCUCAUACAUCACCUUGUGACUAAGAAUACAUACCAAGAACUGAGAGUGUAACGUAAUAUACGUAAUUCCGUGAACUGUGUCAAUCAGCGUGAAACCAUGAAGAACCAUACUAACAACAUUUUAUUAACAUGAGUUUCACACAUUUAUUUAUUCAUAUAUAUUGCUCAGAGAAAAACAUCUGUAUUGGUACAACUCAAAUAUAGCAGCCAAUAAAUGAUCUGAAAUUGUACUUUUA
Messenger RNA from Zootermopsis nevadensis, 1462 nucleotides. RefSeq names its product histidine protein methyltransferase 1 homolog. Gene Ontology annotation, cellular component: nucleus. Lineage: Eukaryota; Metazoa; Arthropoda; Insecta; Blattodea; Termopsidae. Gene Ontology annotation, molecular function: protein-L-histidine N-tele-methyltransferase activity. Gene Ontology annotation, biological process: peptidyl-histidine methylation, to form tele-methylhistidine. The record is from RefSeq and is a predicted model, not a curated record.